CUGUCAUCUCCCAGAUUGUCCCAGGACACGUACACGAAACUGUACCAACCCUGCAGCACCUCAGAAUAUCGGUACCAACUGCACCGGGUCAGAUAUGGAGACCAAGGAAUGUCAAAUAUCAGCAGUUGAUACAACGGGAUGUGAAAAUCCGCUGGGUAUGGAAAAUCGAUCCAUCCUUGACUCCCAGAUCACUGCCUCUUCAAUUGCAAGUAAACCGGUCCAUGCACCACAGGGAGCCCGACUGAAUAAUCAGCAUGUUCCUGACGUUACCAUUGGUGCAUGGGCUGCAGGUGGGACUAAAAGGGGCGAGCACAUACAGGUUGACCUUGGAAGAGUCAAGAUGGUUACUAAGAUUGCCACACAAGGAAGACCCAGUAAAGGCCCCCAAUGGGUGACCGAGUACAGUGUGUCUUACAGCAACGACACAAGGGACUGGACAAACUACCGUGGAGACUGUCUUAAGAAAUUUCCCGGAAACUUCGAUAUGAACACAGUGGUGACCAACAAGAUUGAGAUACCGAUCAUUGCUCGAUACAUUCGUGUCAUUGUACAAGAGUGGAGUGGCAAUCCUACAAUGAGAAUGGAGCUGUAUGGGUGUACCCCACCUUGAAGCACGAACGAACACCAAGAAAUGUCUUGUUUUAUAGCCACAAUAGGCCUUUUGCAACAAACAGUCACGUGCUGAUAUGUGACUUUGAUAACGAAUCAAUUCAGCUCAAGGUCCCUUGGGGAAGGCUCUGCUGGAUGGCAAGCAAACUUUAAACUGCUUCGUAUCUGAAAAUCGAAAGUAUCUCAUAAGGAAAAAAAGUAUCUCUGAAAAGGUUUUGAAUACGACAUUAGCAAUCCAGCAAAAAAUCUUUAA
This is a messenger RNA of Actinia tenebrosa (Australian red waratah sea anemone), 862 nucleotides long. Its product is annotated as lactadherin-like. The record is from RefSeq and is a predicted model, not a curated record. NCBI's taxonomy places the organism in Eukaryota, Metazoa, Cnidaria, Anthozoa, Actiniaria, Actiniidae.